This is a messenger RNA of Macrosteles quadrilineatus (aster leafhopper), 1021 nucleotides long. RefSeq names its product E3 ubiquitin-protein ligase siah2-like. Gene Ontology annotation, molecular function: ubiquitin conjugating enzyme binding; ubiquitin protein ligase activity. The record is from RefSeq and is a predicted model, not a curated record. Gene Ontology annotation, biological process: multicellular organism development; proteasome-mediated ubiquitin-dependent protein catabolic process. Lineage: Eukaryota; Metazoa; Arthropoda; Insecta; Hemiptera; Cicadellidae. Gene Ontology annotation, cellular component: cytoplasm. Bases 201 to 950 code for a protein of 249 amino acids. The transcript is spliced from 2 exons.
CACAUGAUGAUAAACUUGAUUUGAUCAACUCUUGCAAAUAGGAAGAAACAGGAAUUUUUCUUUUCAAAUGCUUGAUGGUAGAUAAAAAUUACUGUAGACUUGCUCAAGAGAGUGAUGUUGAAUUUGAAUGUUUAGUUGAACAGAAAAGGAUAUUAAAACAUGGUUUGAAUGUUUAGUUGAACAGAAAAGGAUAUUAAAACAUGGAGGAUGAAGAUUUAAAACAGUUGCUGGAUCGGGUAGAGAGGAUCGCUCGAUGUCCAGUGUGCCUGGAGUUGGUCAGAGCACCAAUCGUCUUGUGUGUCAACGGACACGUAACUUGCGGCCGGUGUAGGAAUAAUGCUGGCAACUGCCAUGUGUGUCUUCAACCGUUCAGUGACGUCUCUUCCAGGGUCUUGGAGGAGGUGCUGUCAGCGUUGCCACAGCUCUGUCCUAAUGAAAUGUGUGGGGUUGUUACUAUCUUGGAUAAUCACUCUAAGUACUGUGUUUACAGACAGAUAAAGUGUACCAAUUGUCAAUGGUUUGGAGCCGUCAUUGAGUGGAUUGAACAUGUUAAAACACACAAUUCCAGUGUUCUAAAAUUAAAUGUCACCAAAUGCUUAUACAUCAACGAUUUCCUGGACGGUUGGAAAUCUAAGUAUUUCAAUUAUCCAAUCGAAGACCAACAUUUUAUUUUUAAAUGUUGGAAGAAAGGAAACAAAUUGUAUCACAGCUUCAGACAUGUUAUGUGUGAGAGAUCUAGUGUUGAGUACGGUGUGAUAUUUGAGUACAAUCGUGGCCAGCAAACUGUGUAUAAAACUUUUGUCGAAGUCCUACCAUACGAAGAUGAUGAGUCCAUGGAGACAAAUGCAGCUGUUUUUCCUAUCCAUGAAUUGAAGGAACUAGUUAGUGAGAAAGGCAGUUUGCCAAUCUCUAUCACAGUAAAAACUCUUUCUUCAGGGAAAGUAGAAUAACUGUGUGAAACCUUUUGUUGCACAUUUGUAUAAGAAAUAAAAUAACACAAGCGAGGAUUUUUUAAUAAUUU